Molecule: messenger RNA, 555 nt
Organism: Rotaria sp. Silwood2
Lineage: Eukaryota; Metazoa; Rotifera; Eurotatoria; Philodinida; Philodinidae
Source: the annotation of a GenBank genome assembly
AUGGAACAUAUCGAUCUUUGGUAUGAAUUGGCUGAACAAAAAAUUCAAUUAAGUUUAAUUCUUGAGGACGAUGUUAUAUUUGUUCCAUUCUUUAAAGAAAAAUUUACUCGAAUGAUUUAUGCAGCUAUUGAAAGUAGAGCAUUACGUAUCAAUGAAACAUGUGCUGAAUCAAAAGAACACAGGAUAUCAGAUGAUGAAUGGAUAAAUCAGAGUCCAAUGAUUGUUAUCGGAACAUGUUUCAACUAUCAUGGUAAAUGUUUCCAAAAAUAUUUUUCGAAUGCUCCACCACUUCUGUCAACCCAUAAAUCGAAUCCAUCACGAUGUGCUCAUGCCUAUUUAUUAACAUUAUGCUCAGCACAAGCAUUAGUUCAUCAAAUCCAAGCACAAAAAAAUGAUUUGAUCGGAGUCGAUUUAACCCAAAACUUCCUAGUUAAUUUAUCAUCAACACUUCAAUCAUUUUGGAUGGAUCCACCAUUAGCAUAUCAAGGAAACCAAGUGACUGAUCUUGAGCAACUGCCAACAUUUAAAGUACAAACUUAUAUAUCACAUUAUUAG